UUUUAAAAAUAUAAAAAUACAUAUAUAUUUUUUUAUUAAAAAAAAAAAACAACAACAAACAAAUAAAAUGGUGCGUAGUUUGGCUCAGUGGACGAAAACUUUGAGUUUUCCGUCACGUCUGUCACCCAAUCGUAAUUCAAAAGAUUGCUCAAAUUUGAAUACAAACACUAGUCUUCUGCCACCUCCAACUCCACCCAGGAAUAAAACUACCAACUGUGCUACCUCAAGAUCAUCCUCGUCCACUGUCUCAACAGCCUCGGCUGCUUCGACAAAUUCCAACAAUAAUAAUACUAAUGGCAACAAUAAGAUGCCUAUAACCGAAUUGGAACAAAUUAUCUAUCCAGGUCCAGAUCCGAAGCAAGCGAUUAUGGGUUCAUUAGUAUUUUGUAUUCAUCACAAGCAAGGCUGCGCUUGGUCGGAUGAAUUACGAAAACUAAAAGGCCAUUUGAACGUUUGUAAGUAUGACGCAACACAGUGCCCUAAUAAAUGCGGUGCACAAAUUCCUCGCAUCAUGAUGACUGAUCAUUUGCAGUACACUUGCACUAUGCGUCGCACAAAGUGUGAAUUUUGUCAAAGUGAGUUUUCUGGAGCUGGACUAGAAGAACACAAUGGAACUUGUGGUCAGGAGCCGAUAUACUGCGAGGCCAAGUGCGGACAACGAGUUCUACGCGGACGCAUGACUGUGCAUAAAUCCAAGGAUUGCGCUAAAAGACUAAGACGUUGCUUGCAUUGCAAUCGUGAAUUUUCGGCGGACACAUUGGCUUUACAUGUCAAUCAAUGCCCUCGAGUUACCAUAGUGUGUCCACAACGUUGCGACAUAGGGCCGAUACCACGGGCCGAUAUGGAUGCUCAUUUACGAGACGAAUGCAAAUCGUUGGCUGUGGCUUGUACCUUUAAAGAAGCCGGUUGUCGUUUCAAAGGACCGCGACAACUCUUGGAAUCUCAUUUGGAGGCCAAUGCGGCAGCACAUUUGUCACUAAUGGUGGCCUUGUCAGCCAGACAAGGGCAACAAAUACAAAUGCUAAAGAGUGCUGUAUCGAAAUUAUCCAUUAAUUACACGGGAACUUUAUUGUGGAAAAUAACUGAUUGGUCGGUUAAAAUGUCAGAAGCUAAGGGCAAAGAUGGCCUUGAAUUAGUAUCCCCUCCGUUUUAUACCUCUCAAUACGGUUACAAAUUGCAGGCUUCAAUGUUUUUAAACGGCAAUGGACCCGGAGAAAGUACCCACGUCUCCGUGUAUAUAAAGGUCUUACCUGGAGAAUAUGAUGCUUUGCUGAAAUGGCCUUUUUCUCACUCCAUUACGUUCACCCUUUUCGAACAGGGCUGCCAAACAGGCCAGGGCGGUGUAGCCGAAUCUUUCGUACCCGAUCCGACCUGGGAGAAUUUUCAACGUCCUUCAAACGAACCAGAUCAACUGGGUUUCGGCUUCCCUCGUUUUAUAUCCCACGAAAUGCUCCAUAGACGUCCCUUUAUCAAGGACGAUACUGUCUUCUUGAGGGUCAAAGUCGAUCCCAGCAAAAUUGUUGCAGUUUAAUGUAUCUUUUUAAUUAUUUUCUUAGAAAAAUAUAUUCAAUAUAAAUAUGAAUUUUCUACGUUUAGCAUUUGAGCUCUAUUUUUAUAAAUACUGUGUAUUUAAGUUGAAGAGAGUGAAUAUUGUUCUUAUUUUCUUUUUUUUAUUUUAUUUUAAGAAAUACUUUGUAUAUAGUUUAGAAUUAUCGAGUGCAGAUUGUCAUGGAUUGUCAAGUUAGACACCAAUAUCAUUAGGUGCUUCUCUGAAGUAACCUCGAAUGUUACUUUUCAGGCGAAAGCUCCCUUCUUUUUUUUUUUUUUUUUUUUUGUAUAAGAUGAGGAAAAAAGAAAAAUGUUAACAACACUCACACACAUUGUAGUCAUAUAAUUUAGUUUCUAUCUUUGUAUUACCUAAGCAAUUUUAUACGUAUUUUAAUUGUUAGUUUAAAUGGAUAGUUUUAAUUAAGAUUAAAUGAAAAUCUAAAUAAUUUUAAACUCUACGCGGUUUGAAUGAAAUGCUGGAAUUAAACCAAAGUUAAUGAAAUUAUAAAAGAAAGAAUUAUGUCCCAAUUUUUUUUUUCUUGUUUUUUUUUUUGCUUACGCACAAACAUUAUUAGGUUUGUGCCUUAAGUCUUUUGUUUUCUUUCAAGUUGAUUCUUUUUUCCAAUUUUUAAAAUAAAUGAAAUUAAUAACUCAUAU
This is a messenger RNA of Glossina fuscipes, 2205 nucleotides long. RefSeq names its product TNF receptor-associated factor 4-like. Gene Ontology annotation, molecular function: zinc ion binding; protein binding. The record is from RefSeq and is a predicted model, not a curated record. Lineage: Eukaryota; Metazoa; Arthropoda; Insecta; Diptera; Glossinidae. The transcript has 3 exons. Gene Ontology annotation, cellular component: plasma membrane signaling receptor complex. Gene Ontology annotation, biological process: regulation of canonical NF-kappaB signal transduction; regulation of apoptotic process; positive regulation of JNK cascade. The coding region runs from base 68 to 1531 and encodes 487 amino acids.